UGUUGCCGUUUGAGCGAUACUUGAAGUGGCGAAAAGCCAAUAUGGCGGCCACACAGGUGUGCGUCGUUCUUCGCUGCGUAGCAUUUCACUUGUAUUUACUGUUUAUUCGACCCCACGAUUCAGUACUCGCACCUCGGCCCGAUCGCGUUCACAUAAAUCGCGACGAGAAUCAAUGAACGCGCGAAAGAGGUUAGGACGGAAUUUGAAGUUGGCUUCUCGCGUACGCGCGCUCGGCGCCAUCGGCGCUACUUUCACCAGGUGUGCCAACAGUCGCGGUCGACGUGCUCGAGAGUGGCAUCGAAGUGGAUGUCCACGUUGUAGAGAUGGCGUAUGGCUCGUUUACACAGGCAUGCGCAGUACUGGCGAAUCUGGCGGCAAUGUGGUUGUGUAUACAGGGUAUUUAAUGCUGUUUAAUUUGGAUUAAUUGUUAUAGAUUGUGACAGAAGUUAAUAUAAAUAUGGGUAUCACCGGGUUGUUGCCGUUCCUAGAAAAGUCUUCAAGAAAGACAAAUAUCAAGGAGUUUUCCGGUGGUACUGUUGCGAUCGAUUCUUAUUGUUGGUUACACAAAGGUGCGUUUUCCUGCGCUGACAAAUUAAUGAUGGGACAAGAAACAAACGCGUACGUUGUGUAUUGUAUGAAAUAUAUAAACAUGCUUUUGAAGUACAAAAUAAAACCCAUCUUGGUGUUUGAUGGCCGACGUUUGCCUGCCAAAGAGCAUACAGAAAAAAAGAGACGAGAAUCCAGAGAAAUGAAUCGUCGUAAGGCAAUGGAAUUGAUACAGAUGGGUAAAAUUGCAGAGGGAACAAAUUUGUUGAGACGAGCUGUAGACAUCACUCAUAAAAUAGCAUUAGAGUUGAUUAAAGAGUGCCAAAGAGAGAAUAUUGAUUGCAUUAUAGCUCCGUAUGAAGCUGAUGCACAAUUGGCAUACUUGAAUAUCAGUGGUAUAGCUGAUGUUGUUAUCACAGAAGAUAGCGACUUGACAUUAUUUGGAUGUAAAAAAAUAUUUUUCAAAAUGGACAUAAAUGGAAAUGGAGUUUUGAUCGAACGAGACCUAUUACAUUUGGCAAUGGAUGUAAGACCUGAACAAUUUGAUAUGGAUAAAUUUCGUCACAUUGGUAUUUUGUCUGGCUGUGACUAUCUUCCUUCUCUCCCUGGUAUCGGCUUGGGAAAAGCACGAAAGUUUAUUACGAGAAAUACAGAUCACAAUAUACACAGAGCAUUGGUACGUGUAGGCUCGGUUCUCAACAUGAAAGGAUUAGUUGUACCACCGGAAUACAGAGACUCGUUUAUAUUGGCUGACAUAACAUUCAAGCAUCAAUUAGUAUUUUGUCCAUUACAAAGGAAGCAAAUAAGAUUGAAUCCACCACCAGCUGAUGUUACUGAGGAUCAAUUGCAAUAUGCUGGGGAAGAAUUGGAUGCGGACCUCGCUUUACAAUUAGCUCUUGGUAAUUGCGAUCCAGCUACUUUAGAAAUGGUUCACAAUUUUAAUCCAGACAAAAUCGAGCGAAAAAGAAAGCGAGAUGCAGAGACGCGACAAAAAAUGAUGAUUCAAAUUAGCAUUUGGUCGAGCGAGUAUAAGUUGAAAAUGAAACGUGAGAUCUCUUCUAAAAAUAUAUUAAAUUCAUCAGUUAAUGAACAAAAGCCUAUUAGAGAAAGAGAAUCUUUAAAGGAUGAAUAUAUCUUAGUAAAUUCGGAUAAUGAUUUAAUUACACCAAGUGAUGGGCUUCCAGAAGACCAAGAUUUAGAUGAAACCAUUUUGAAUACAUACAAGUCAGAUCAAGAUGCUAAAUUAAUCGCAAAUACUAAAAAAGAAUCGGAAGAUUAUUUAUGUUUAGAAGAUGUUAAUACAUCACCAGAAUUAAUUAGACGAAAUCCAUUUAUUAAACGAAUAUCCGAUCUUACAACUUCACCAAGUGUUCUGUCCAACAAAGAUUGUCGAAAAAGAGGAAGAAAUUUAAUGCGCAUAAAACGAACUAUUAUAGAUGAAAAUACAGUAGUGGAAAGCAAAUAUUUCUCGAAACAAGAUAAUGAAAAGCAUAAUGAUAAAUCGGAGAAUAGGGACAUUGAAAUCAAUUUGAAAAGUAUGAAAUAUAAUAUGAUUCCAGAUACUGAUACGAGUGAUAUAAAUGAGGAACAACUAGAAAAAAUGUUAUCUAUAACAGACAUUGCACAAAAUGCAGGUUCAAUGGAAAAUAUUGAUGAUGCUUUUUUGUCAAAUCAAGACAAUUCUUUGACUAAUGCUCACGGAAAUGUUCCUGAAACAACAAACCCUAACAAUAGGAUAGACGAUAUAUUAACAAUGACAACGAUCGAUAAGAAUUAUAUAACAGAUCAUUUUUUAGCACAAAGUUCUAAUAUGGAAGCUAAUGAUGUAAUAAAUUACGAAAAUGCAAAUGGUUCGCAAAAUGAUUUAUUCAAGUGGUCAAAUCUAGAAAAUGGUCAAUUCUUUUCCCCCAAAAGAAACAUAUUUAAGAAACAAAAUUCAACGAGUCUGGUACGAGUUAAUUCAGUGACAAAAAAGAAACAAUUACGUCAAAGUAAACAAUCGCCAUCAGCAUCCAGACAACAAAGUUUGUUAAGCAUGUAUGGCUUUCAAAAAAGUAGCCAGGCCUGCUCUCCGACGCGCCGAUUGGCGCGUUGGCGCGCGCGAUGAUCAGCUGAAAUAACGACGCAUUUCGUAAGGUGGAGGGGAUGGUGGAGGAGGAGGCCAUCUCUCUUCUCACGAUCAACCGUCAGUCGGCGUAGUACCUGGUUCUGUUUCUAUUUAUCCUCCCUAGACCGAGAAGCAAAACGCGGGCCAAAAUUGGAUGAUCCGCUGACGUAAAGGCGUUUCGGACGCAUCCGG
Messenger RNA from Solenopsis invicta (red fire ant), 2845 nucleotides. It is a transcript of the gene tos, whose product is annotated as exonuclease 1. Gene Ontology annotation, cellular component: nucleus. Gene Ontology annotation, biological process: mismatch repair; DNA recombination. Lineage: Eukaryota; Metazoa; Arthropoda; Insecta; Hymenoptera; Formicidae. The transcript has 8 exons. Bases 458 to 2653 code for a protein of 731 amino acids. Gene Ontology annotation, molecular function: 5'-3' DNA exonuclease activity; DNA binding; 5'-flap endonuclease activity. The record is from RefSeq and is a predicted model, not a curated record.